Molecule: messenger RNA, 5639 nt
Organism: Hevea brasiliensis (rubber tree)
Lineage: Eukaryota; Viridiplantae; Streptophyta; Magnoliopsida; Malpighiales; Euphorbiaceae
Product: ubiquitin carboxyl-terminal hydrolase 17
Exons: 11
Coding region: 462-3866 (1134 amino acids)
Biological process (GO): protein deubiquitination
Cellular component (GO): nucleus; cytosol
Molecular function (GO): cysteine-type endopeptidase activity; cysteine-type deubiquitinase activity
Source: RefSeq, a predicted model, not a curated record
AAAACAAAAUUCCUUUCCCUCCACCAUAAAAUGUCUUUAUUUUAUUAUAAAAAAUAUUUUUUUAAAUCCAAUUAAAUCACACAAUUUAUAUUGUCCUCAUCUGAAUUCUCCCUCUGCUGCUCUCUCUCUUUCCAAAACGGUAAAUAAUAGAGCCCAAGAACCUCGAUCUGGUUGUCCGGAAACGGGAAAUCGACUAGCUCACACUUAAAAAAAAAAAAAAAAAAGGGAGCUCAGAUAACAUCUCCUUACCUAACAAGAAUGACAUUCCGUUUGUCAAUCGUAGCCGUCCCUGCAAGGGGCAUGUGAUUUUAACUGUCUCCGAUCUUGCCGUCCGUGCAUGCGCAGCUUCCAGUGUAUAGCUGGCCACCACCGGAAACCUCCUCACUUAUGUGUGUGGGGAUGAGAUUAGGAGGUCAGGGAUUGUAAAUUUUGCUGGAUGCGUGUUAGGUGCAGCUGGAUAAAUGCAUGUUACCGGGGAUCUAGGGUUUUCGAGCCUGGUCCCUCUGCUAUGUGUGGUGCUUCCGGUGAUCGCCUUUGUAAUUCGCCGGAAAUGGCGGCUUUCCGUUGCCAGGCAAGAGGAGAUCAAGCGGUUAUUGAUUUUGGCUUCGGAGGAGGCUGCUAGGGCCGAGCUUGAGGCUACAGUUUCGUACGGCGCGGUUUCUGUUUCGAGGAAUAGUUAUCAGUGUGCUGUUUGUUAUUGUCCGACCACUACACGGUGUGCCCGGUGUAAAGCUGUGAGAUAUUGUUCUGGUAAGUGUCAAAUUAUUCACUGGCGGCAAGGUCACAAGGAAGAAUGCUGUCCUCCUAAUGCCACUUACUACGUUAAUGAUGAUGGAGGCAAUUCUUCUCGGAAUGUGGCCAAAGAAAAACAAUAUGAUAUUUAUGGUGGCAGAAAUGGACAUGCACGAAUUGAAACUUCCUCUGAGGGACAUGUACUAUAUAAAACCGGUGGCAAUCAAGGAGUUCCACAUGUUAAAGGUGAUGUUUUUGAAGUUGAUUCUUUUGCCAAUACAGAGGGAACCUCUUCUACUUCUGAAUCAUUGGGCACCUCAUUUUCUGGCUUCUCUACUUCAUCUGUUGGUGGUGAAUCAUCUGAUGAUGUUUCUUUUGGUGAGAGUAUCAGUUCAAAUGAUGUUUCCAUUAAUAAGAGUAUCAGUUCAAAUGAACCUCGAUCAGAUGGACAAAUAUCUUCUGAUACUGUCCCUGAUGUGCUUGAGUCUGGUUUGAAAAAGGUGGAUCAUGCUGAGCCUCUGUCUCCAAAGUUUGCGAGUUUGAUUGAUUCUGUAGAUAGUUUUAAUAAAUUUAGUAAAUUAAAUAAGAGUAUAUCUCGCAGCAAUGAUGGAGAGACUCAGUGUGCAUCCACUGAUAUUACAGGUCUGAGUAUUAAUACCAUGCACGAUGGUUCAAUUACUCAGCCUGGUAAAGUUUCUUCUGGUUUCUGGGAUAGAAAUCUUGACUCUGUUGUUACCAGCAAUGUUGUCCAGGAUGAUCCAGAUCUGUCCAGUUCCAGAGAAGGGGCUAACAUCAAUUCUGAGUCAUUCCUACAUUUUAAGUUUGAUUUAUCUGGACGCAAAGUUCCUUCGUCAAAUGUACAAAGCUCAGAGGUGAAAGGCAUCAGAUCAGACAAUGCACAUCGGGCUAUUUCGGAGAUCAGUAGCCCUGUUGAUCGAGCAGUUUUAUCAGAAGACACUUGUGAUGGCAUUCCAAAGGCCAGGAGGUCCACAUCUGUGAGCUGUGAAAAGUCUGGUCAUAUGGAUAAUGAAUCCAGUCAUGAUUCAAAUGUGUCAAAGCCAACUGAGCAUAAAUCUGUGCCAUCAUCCUCUUCAUAUCCUCAUCUACCUCCAAGAAGUGGAGGUGCACUACAUACAAUUGAUUCAACUGUUUCAAAGUCCAAUGAUCUUAAAUCCCCAUCCUUCAGCUCUAACAGGUCAAAUAUUAUUGUCAAGGACACUGUUAGUACUUCACAUGUAUCUAAGUCUAGAGUAUCAUCUAAUGCUUCUGAAACCCAUUUGGCUUCUAGGGACAAUGGGCAUUCAGUUCCAAGUGUGAAAUCUGGGAAGAUUGAUAAUGUUGAAGCUGAUGCUGUGACUGCCUCUCCAACUAUUAGUGGGCUGAAAUCAUCAGUGCGGAAAGUUGUUGAUCAACUUAGAGGACCUAGAUGUGGAAAAUACAAUGAUAAGGGGCUUUUCUCAUAUGAUCUAUUUGUGAAGCUGUAUACUUCUAACAAGGUAGAAAUGCGACCUUGUGGCCUUAUCAAUUGUGGAAACAGUUGUUAUGCAAAUGCUGUACUUCAAUGCUUAGCAUUUACUCCUCCUCUGACUGCUUACUUUGUUCAAGGGCUCCAUUCUAAAGAGUGUGUAAAUAAAGAAUGGUGCUUCACUUGUGGGUUUGAAAGUUUAAUUUUGAAGGCAAAGGAAGGGAAGUCUCCUCUUUCCCCUAUUGGAAUACUAUCCCAGCUACAAAGCCUUGGAAGUCAGCUGGGUAGUGGGAGGGAAGAAGAUGCACAUGAAUUCCUAAGGUAUUCUAUUGAUGCAAUGCAAUCUGUUUGCCUUAAAGAAGCUGGGGUGAAUGCGUUAGGUUCCUUUGAAGAAGAAACCACUCUCAUAGGUCUUACUUUUGGAGGCUACCUUCAUUCAAAGAUAAGAUGCAUGAAGUGCCAUUACAAGUCAGAGCGACAUGAAAGAAUGAUGGAUCUUACUGUUGAAAUAGAAGGGGAUAUAGGGAAGCUUGAAGAUGCACUUAGACAAUUCACGGGUACUGAGAUUCUGGAUGGAGACAACAAAUACCAAUGUAGCAGAUGCAAAUCUUAUGAGAGAGCCAAGAAAAAGUUGACAAUACUGGAGGCUCCCAAUGUCCUCACAAUUGCAUUGAAGCGAUUUCAGUCAGGUAAAUUUGGAAAGCUCAAUAAGUCCAUUCGGUUCCCCGAGAUCCUGGAUUUAGCGCCAUAUAUGAGUGGCACAAGUGAUAAAUCGCCCAUAUACAGGCUUUACGGAGUGGUUGUCCACCAGGAUAACAUGAAUGCUUCAUUUUCCGGUCACUAUGUGUGCUAUGUUAAAAAUAUUCAGAACAAGUGGUUCAAGAUUGAUGACAGCACGGUAACACCUGUGGAGAUUGGAAGGGUCUUAACAGAAGGGGCAUACAUGCUUCUUUAUGCAAGGUGCUCACCCAGGGCUCCGAGAUUGAUAAGGAACAGAAUAGUAUCUCCUGAUCCAAGAAUGAAAGGCAGUCCAUCCAGAAUCAUUGAGAAGAAUGCUGCAUUGAAUUCAAGAUCCACAUCUACUCGUUCUAGUGUUUUCCAGUUGCAUCCCAAUUCGAUUCCUCCAGAUAGUUUGGCUAGCGUUGAAUCUUUCUAUCUGAAAUUCCACCGACUUCAAAGGAUUUUAGAAGAGGACUCAUCAAGCGACAAUUAUUCUUUUACCAGCAGCAAUUCAGACGAGGGUUCAUGCAGCACUGAGAGCACCCGAGAUUCUACAAGUACUGAUGAUCUUUCAGAUUACAUUUUUGGUGGCUGGAACAACUCUUGGAGGAACACAUCUGAUUCUGACACUUGUUCAUCCUCUUCUUCUUCCCCCUUGUGCUCGAGGCAUUCACCAGAGACAAGCAGGUCUCGAACUGAUUUUGCAGAUUCAGCAAUGGAGGGUGGCGAUUGGGAUAGGGUACCUAGUGGGAGUAGUAGGGUGGUGGAUUUGGCAGCCAAGGAAGGUGAUCAUUUUCUGCCUUGUGACUCGAGUAAACAAUGUAGAAAUUUAGGUAGUAGUAAUAAUAUUAGUAGCAGUAGGGAGACUGACUCAGCAAAAUUAGUAUGGGUUAACCCUGUAAAAUCUGGUGUAUCAUUUAGAAGGUCAAUGAGCAAAAGAACAGAUUAAGCAUUUUUCAGUCAAUUAAUUAAUUUAGAUUCGUAAAUAAGAGUUGAGAAAGAGACGGCUGUAUUUAAUGUACUGGGGUAGCUGGCCAUGUUUAAGGAAAAUGAGCUGUCGCUAUUUUUUCAGCCCAUCCCUCAAGUUGAAGUUAUUGUCAAAGGGAGCAUAGUGCUAGGGGCCUUUUCCAUAAUGAGUCCCAAAAGGGCUUUGGCCCCGUCAAUUGUAUACUUUAGAACAAGAUCCCAAAUGAUAAGUUAACAUUAAUUACCUCGUUGGCUUUCUUUGUUCCUCUUUUUACCAUUUAGUUACUAAGCGAUGUGCUUUAAUCAGUCUGGAGGGACGGAUAUGUUGGGCUCGAGCAAUUCCAUGCUGGACCAGCUAAAAAUUAGAUCCAAUCGGAGUUUUGGUUUUGAACCCCAAGGCCUAAUAUGAUGCUGAUCCACUUUCGGAAUCUACUGCUUAUAUGGCUAUUCAUUUCGUUGUAGGAAGUAAGAAAAUUAAGUUUGAUCGAGUAGAGGAAAAUGUCAAAGGAAUGAGGUGGAUGGAAAUUUGUCCACCCAAAGAUUUAGGCAAUUGAACUGCUUCUUUCCAAAGCCCCAUAAGCCCAUUCCUUGGGAAAUUUUUGCUAUUGUUCAGUCCAUCUUCUGGAAGUGUGAAGGUUUCAAAUUGGCAUGCAGUUCAUGUUAAAAGAUCAGAUUAUUGUGUUGCUGAUUGGCUUGCCAAAGCUGUUUGUGAAAGCUUAUGCCUUGUUAACUGGUGUCUAAUUCACCUGCCUCUCUGGAGGUUCAUUUUAAUCAAGAUUCCCGUUUUGGGGAGUAACUAAAAAAAAAAUGAAGAAACUGUUCAUUUUCUGGAUGGCAUGACAAAGAAAAGGACUAAAGCAUUUUCGGUAUUACAGCAUUAAAUGAAUCCUGACAUAAUAAAAUUCACCAAAACAAAAACAGAGAAAAGAGCCCAUUGAAUAUGUGAAUUGAAGAUCAGCAAAAAAAAAAGAAAAAUCAAAAAGCAGCACAAUCACUUUUAUUUUGGAAGGAUUACAAUUAUGAAGAUAAAGAAAUUACAUUUUCCUUUCAACAUCUGCUCAUGAAGUCUUACAAAAACCACCGAGUGUCUCAUUAAGCACAAAGGAAGAAAACAGUAAGAAACAAGAGAGCCAAAUAAACGUCUCUUGGGGUUUUUUCUCUCUCUCUCUCUCUCGCAAAAAUCUUUGUCUCUUUGGUUCAGCGGUCUCCUCUGCGCGACCGAAGGGGGUAUGCCCUCCUUGCUUCUGGGCAAGAUUGUGUGCAUAAAUAAAUAUGUCAUCUUUUGUGGUGAAUUGGUUCAGAUUAAGGAGGGCAUUUUAGAUCCACGGUUGAAUGAUUGUCUAGAUUAGCUUUGGGUGUUGCAUGCAAGAAGUGAGCCUCAAGAAGAAGAUACUUAAUAGAAUCAGCUUGCUAAUAGUUUUGAAGGAAGAAGUUGUUCUUCUUAAACAGCAGUUGUGCUUAUUGUAUUAGAGGCGUGAGCAUCUUCUUCGCUCGUUGGUGAAUGGAAGGCUAUAGCGCGAGUGGGUCUUUGUUGAUCUAAGUUAUAGACGCCCUCUAGGUGCUAAUGAUGUAGAUUGUUUCACCUGUUUUUGUGACCUCUGUUUCUCUGUUCGUCAUGGCCUCACCCACCUAUGAGUCUAUGUUGCUUGUGGUUGUUUUGAAUCCUAGAUUGCCUUGUUUAUCAUUGUAAACGAUUGUAUGAGUCUCUCUAAUCGACUUUGAUCUGUAGAGCUUUAUUUCUCUUUUGAUUCUUAAA